Molecule: messenger RNA, 1809 nt
Organism: Aspergillus viridinutans
Lineage: Eukaryota; Fungi; Ascomycota; Eurotiomycetes; Eurotiales; Aspergillaceae
Exons: 3
Coding region: 1-1809 (602 amino acids)
Molecular function (GO): hydro-lyase activity
Source: RefSeq, a predicted model, not a curated record
AUGGAGAUGCACGAUCGAGCGAGGCGGGACUAUGAGCUCCAGGAACCAAUUGUUUCUACGACAGGGAUGCGACAAGGGCUGACAUCGUACGGGGAUGCUCACUUUUCGCUCUUCUUGCGCAAGGUUUUUAUUAAAGCAUUGGGGUAUUCGGAGGAUGCUCUCUCUCGACCCAUCAUCGGUAUUAUCAACACGGGGUCCGGAUUCAAUCCCUGCCACGGCAACGCUCCCCAACUGAUGGAAGCUGCUAAGCGUGGCAUUCAUCUAAAUGGGGGAAUAGCUAUUGACUUCCCAACGAUAAGCUUGCAUGAAGGGUUCUCGCACCCCACAAGCAUGUUUCUGCGCAAUCUCAUGAGUAUGGAUACCGAAGAGAUGAUUCGCGCGCAGCCCGUUGACGCGUGCAUAAUGAUUGGGGGUUGCGAUAAGACGGUCCCCGCGCAGAUUAUGGGAGGUAUAUCUGCGAACAAGCCCGUGUUGCCUCUUUUGACAGGACCUAUGAUGCCAGGAAGUCAUAGAGGGAAGAGAAUAGGUGCCUGUACCGACUGCCGGAACAACUGGGCCUCUUACCGGGCAGGAACUAUUGACUUGGAGGAAAUUGCGUCUAUCAAUGAGGAGCUUGCACCAACUGUUGGAACUUGCGGAGUGAUGGGAACUGCCAGCACCAUGGCCUGCAUUUCAGCUGCGUUAGGCCUAAUCCCGUUACAGGGUGCCUCAGCCCCGGCUGUAUCUGCUGCGAGACUGCGGAUUGCUGAGGAGACGGGCGCCAAUGCCGUAGCUGCUGCGAUAAAUCAAAGAACACCACAGACUCUCCUAUCUGUCGAAUCGAUCUACAAUGCCGUUGUUGUCCUCCAGGCUAUCGGAGGAUCUACCAACGCCAUGAUUCACCUGAUGGCAAUCGUUAACCGUCAUCCUCGUAUCAAGGGAUCAAUCAGCUUAAAGACCUUCGACGACAUAGGGCGACAUAUUCCCCUUCUGAUUGAUCUAAAACCAAGUGGUAAUAACUAUAUGACUGACUUCCAUAACGCUGGCGGCAUGUUAUGCCUCCUGCAUCGCCUUAGACCCCUGCUCCACCUUUCAGCAAAGACCAUUACAGGAGACACGCUUGGUGAGGUGCUGGACCGGAGCUCUUUUCGUGACUUUGAGUAUUCUCGCCAAGUCAUCCGGACUCUUUCCAACCCCCUGCACCCGUGCUCCUCUUUGAUUGUUGUUGCAGGCAAUGUCGCCCCCAACGGAGCCGUGAUCAAAGCCUCAACAUCGAAAGACAAGAGGUUACUCCGUCACAGCGGCCCUGCUGUUGUCUUCGAGAACCUUCAAGACCUUGCGCUACGACUCGACGACCCCGAUCUUGACGUGACUGCGGACUCAGUACUUGUGCUCAAAUCUAUAGGUCCUAUCGGGAACCCCGGUAUGCCUGAGGCAGGUAUGAUCCCUAUCCCACGCAAACUAGCUGCACGCGGGGUGACAGAUAUGCUUCGGAUCUCGGAUGGGCGGAUGUCGGGUACCGCAGGGGGUACGAUCGUCUUACACGUCUCGCCAGAGUCGGCUAUCCCAGAUUCGCCAUUCGCAGUCAUUCAAACAGGCGAUAUCAUUGUUUUUGAUGCAGCGAAUCGUCUCUUGCGCUUGGAGGUUAGCGACGAGGAGCUUCAACGAAGGAUUACCCGACGACAACAAGAGAUAACAGAGAGUGCGGACUCUUCCUGGAACAAAAGAUUCACAAAGCGGGGAUAUUGGGGCCUUUAUGAGCGGGAGGUGAAUCAGGCUCAUGAUGGCGCUGAUUUUAACUUUCUGACUGCAUCGGACUCUGGUACCUAG